Messenger RNA from Arvicola amphibius (Eurasian water vole), 2801 nucleotides. It is a transcript of the gene Thumpd1, whose product is annotated as THUMP domain containing 1. Gene Ontology annotation, molecular function: RNA binding. Bases 51 to 1112 code for a protein of 353 amino acids. The record is from RefSeq and is a predicted model, not a curated record. Gene Ontology annotation, biological process: tRNA modification. Lineage: Eukaryota; Metazoa; Chordata; Mammalia; Rodentia; Cricetidae. The transcript is spliced from 4 exons.
CUCUGCGUCCGCGCAGACGUAGUCGCCAAGGAACGUGGUGCAUAGGCAGCAUGGCGGCCCCUGCUCAGCCGUCCUCUCAGCCUGGUGGCGGAAAGCGCAAAGGCAAGGCCCAGUUCCUGCCGGCCAAGCGGGCCCGGCGCUGUGACGCAGGCGGACCGAGGCAGCUGGAGCCCGGCCUUCAGGGCAUCCUCAUCACUUGCAACAUGAACGAGCGCAAGUGCGUGGAGGAGGCCUACAGCCUGCUCAACGAGUAUGGCGACGACAUGUACGGACCCGAAAAGUUUAUAGACAAGAAUCAGCAGCCCUCUGGGAGCGAGGGAGAAGACGAUGAUGCGGAGGCUGCCUUGAAGAAAGAAGUUGGAGACAUUAAGGCUUCUAUGGAGAUGAGGCUAAGAAGAUUCCAGUCAGUGGAGAGCGGAGCAAACAAUGUAGUCUUCAUCAGGACCCUUGGGAUAGAACCCGAGAAACUGGUGCAUCAUAUUCUACAGGAUAUGUACAAAACUAAGAAAAAGAAGACGCGAGUUAUUCUGAGAAUGCUGCCCAUCUCAGGCACAUGCAAAGCUUUCUUAGAAGACAUGAAAAAAUACGCAGAAACAUUUUUGGAGCCCUGGUUUAAAGCCCCAAACAAAGGGACAUUUCAGAUUGUCUACAAAUCUCGAAAUAACAGCCAUAUGAAUAGAGAAGAAGUUAUUAAAGAAUUGGCAGGAAUAGUGGGCAGCCUCAAUUCAGAAAAUAAAGUGGAUCUCACUAAUCCAGAGUACACGGUGGUAGUAGAAAUCAUCAAAGCUGUGUGUUGCCUGAGUGUUGUGAAAGAUUAUGUGCUAUUUAGAAAAUACAACCUCCAGGAGGUAGUGAAGAGUACGAAAGACUCACAGCCUCACCCAAAGCUGGGAAAUGGUAAAGAAGCAAAGUUGGAACCUGAUGCCAAGGUGAGUCAAAGUGAUCCUUCAGAAGGGAAAAAUAGCCAGCAGGUGGCACCAGAGAGCCGCGAGGAGCUGGAGCAGAGAAAACCAAGGUCUGAAACCCCCCCAGGAAGUGAGGGAGAAGCUAAACCUGAGCUUGAAAGUGGAGUCUCAGAAGGACCGAAGUCAAAUGAAAAUGAGCUCUCAUAGGUCAUUCUAUGGGGGAGGUGGGUCUCAGCUGGGGUUCUGCAACAAGCUAUUGGGGUUCAAUGUAAAAUUGUGAUAAUAUGUAUUGACUUUUGUGUGCUGCUUCAUGCUGAUCUCACAGCCUCCAUUGACAGUUUUGUCAGAGCCCUUCAGGCCUUUAUGUCAGUGUGUGCAGCCCCAUGUACUGUCCCUAGGGGGGGUGGUAAGAGGGCACUGGCCUCUGCCUCCUGAUUACUUUCUCUAGUUACCCGUUAAGCACUGCCAACUCACGUGGAACUGCACAGAGUCUUAGUGGGAAAUCAGCAGGACAUUCUCAUUCUGAGGAAGUUAUUGCUGCACACGGCUCAGCUGUGCCUGCCGUUUCAUUGGAUACACAGAGAAGUGGCACUGUGGGUUAUAUGGGAAUCACUUUGUCAUGACUUUGUACUUUUUGUUUUUCUUGUUACAUUUGUUUCAAUGUUCAAAGCAAGUCUGAUGGCCAUCGCUGUAGUUCUAGAGAAGAUGUGAGAGAAGAGGGCUGUCCUAGGUGUAGGCCCAUGGGUGUUUCCCGUAAGGUUAGGGAUGAGGACUCUUUCUGCCGACUCACCCUGUGCACUAGUACAAAAACAGUGGAAAGCUACUGCCCCUGGGUUUCACUGGACUGCUUGCUGUCCAAGCUGUCCUUCCAGUUUGUCAUGCUUUCAAGAGUUCCUCAUAGGUAGAGACGUGAAGGGUCAAAGCGACCUAUGAGCACUGCAAAACAAACUGUCCAGGUGGGGACUGCGAAGUGGCUGUAACAUUGGGCUGGGAAAAAGGUUUGUGUUUAAAUCUUAAUACUAGUUAGGAAAUAUCAGUGCUAUAGUUCCCGGCACAAGCGGCUAAGCAAAGAGCGAGUGACAUGAGAAUAUAUUUUUUCUUAGAUGCUAGAGUCUUGCUUAGUAAGCCAGAACAAGAGGAUGUUGGAGAAGCAGAGCUGGCAGCACCUUGCUAAUGCAGAUGGGACUGGAGCAUCCUCGGGUUUUGACAUGUUAAUUCAGGUCUGAGAUUGAAACCAUCUUGAAAGGAUAUGUAUUAGUGUCACUUGGGAAAGAAUGGAGAAAAUCCUAGUGCCUUCUUGAGGCCUGCUCCGAGAUAAAGGACUUUUCCUUUAAUAGUGUAGGACAGAGGGCCUGGGAUAAAGUACCGUUUGUUCAGACACAAGGUUCUGGAGCUUAGCGAAGUAGCUGCGCUUCAGAUUGUGAUUUAAUACUUUGGUUUCCAUUGUGUUUUUAUUUAUUUUUGUUCAGUGGAACCUGAGUGUGCCUGGCUGUUUGCCAGUUGUACGGUGCUGUAUGUUCUUGGUCUAAGUUCAUUUAUCAUUUUGCUUUGCUUUGAGAGUUGACGACUUUAUUUUCACUGACAUUUCAGUGUGUUAGUUUACAGAUGGUCCCAGGAUAGGAAUCAAGUGGGCUUCUGUCUGUCUGUCUGUCUGUCUGUCUGUUGUUUAAGCUAUAGCAAUGAAAACAAAAUAAAGAAGCAGAAACCAAAUCCCAGUGCACCUGUUCUGUUCUACAGACAAAGGAGUUACGCCUGGUACUGUAAGACAUGUUUCUCCAAAGAUGAACAUGGUUUUCAAAUAUUUUUACUUGCAUUUUGUUCUUGGUACAACUGAACGUUCAGGUUGUUUUCAAAUUUCUGAUAUUUUAAAAAAUAAAAAUCAAUUUGUUCUGUAAA